Scomber japonicus (chub mackerel) is the source of this 4570-nucleotide messenger RNA. RefSeq names its product ADP-ribosylation factor interacting protein 1 (arfaptin 1) (gene arfip1). Gene Ontology annotation, biological process: intracellular protein transport; regulation of Arp2/3 complex-mediated actin nucleation. Gene Ontology annotation, molecular function: protein domain specific binding; phospholipid binding. The record is from RefSeq and is a predicted model, not a curated record. Gene Ontology annotation, cellular component: trans-Golgi network membrane. The transcript is spliced from 10 exons. Bases 235 to 1758 code for a protein of 507 amino acids. NCBI's taxonomy places the organism in Eukaryota, Metazoa, Chordata, Actinopteri, Scombriformes, Scombridae.
CACUGGAGCAGUCUUUCCGGGGUUCAAACAGCGAGCCUGGUGUGUGCUUGUUGAGAGUCAAGGGACGCUGAGGAUAACCUGAUAGUUACUCUGUUACAUCUGUGUAGCGUGUGCAUUAACAAGCUUUCAAGUAAAAACCCCGGCGUGGCUCCACACACCGAGGAUUUCAUUUAACACUCACUCACAGCGGCUAACCCUUCACAGCUAAAUAGUUAGCCACGGCCGGAGACAGGUAUGUCUGAAGUUAGUCUUGAGGCUGAAUCGGGGAAGACCUCAGCCGAGGACCCUCAGAUGGAUAAUAAGGAGGCUGACGGAGCAGAGGAGAGUUUGAGUGAGGGUGUAAAACAGGAGAGUGUAGACACAAGUAGGGGUAAGGAUGACACAGAUGAGGCGCUGUACGAUGUUAAUAUUGACAGUGCCGAAGAACGUUCAGAAAACAGUGACAAAGAUGUUCAGAAAGAAGAUGAGGACAUUCAGAGCCAGAGUGCGGUAGUGGGCGGUGACGGUGAUGCUCCCGCACAAAUAUCUGACAGUGUAGACAAUGGGGGACACGAGACAAAUCAUCAUGUCGAAACAGCUGAAACACCAGAGGAAAGUGAAGAUUCUGGCACUGAAACAAAGGAAAGCACAAUGGCUGAGGAGUCCCAGAGAAGCUCAGCCGCUGAGAUCCCAGUCACUAGCAACGGAGAACUGGAUGAGAGCCCAGAGACGGUCUUCCAGAGAUCCCCUUACUCUGGUGGACCUGGAGCUUUAAACCUCUCAGAGUCUUGUGUAACCUCCAGUAACUUUGCCUCGACAACAGAGGGCAUCAUUGAAUCAGGACCAUACAAAGGGUCAGCAAGCCUACCCACAUCUCCUGUGACACCUGUAGCUCCCAGCUCAGCUGUUGCUAGCCGCCUGGCGCGCUCUGCCAGCGAUAGUCAGGCUGAGAAAGGCGCUAUGAAUGAACAACCAAAGAGUGGAGCAGUGGUCCUAGCAGAUGACUUAAAGAACCCAGCCAUGGAAAAACUGGACCUAGUGAGAAAGUGGAGCAUCAACGCGUAUAAAUGCACCAGGCAGAUCCUGUCCGAGAAGCUGGGUCGGGGCUCGAGGACUGUGGACCUGGAGCUGGAAGCCCAAAUCGAAGUCCUCCGUGACAACAAGAGGAAGUACCAGAAUGUGGUCAAGCUGGCUCAGACGCUGUCCACUCAGCUGUCCCAGAUGAUGCAGACGCAGAGGCAGCUGGGCGACGCCUUCGCCGACCUCAGCCUCAAGUCACCAGAGCUCCACGAGGAGUUUGGUUACAACGCUGACACUCAAAAGCUGCUGUCCAAAAAUGGAGAGACUCUGCUGGGUGCCAUCAACUUCUUCAUCUCCAGUGUGAACACACUUGUGGACCAAACAAUCGAAGACACCAUGCUUAAUAUAAAACAGUAUGAAAUCGCCAGGAUUGAGUAUGAUGCGUACCGCACAGAUUUAGAGGAGUUGAAUCUGGGCCCACGUGAUGCCGUCACCAUGCCCAAGAUCGAGCAGUCACAGCAGCAGUUCCAGCUCCACCGCGAGAAGUUCGAGAGGCUGCGAAAUGACGUCUCUGUCAAGCUGAAGUUCCUGGAAGAGAACAAGGUGAAGGUAUUGCACAACCAGCUCAUCCUGUUCCACAACGCCAUCGCUGCGUACUACGCUGGAAACCAACAGCAGCUGGAAGAGACACUCAAGCAGUUCCACAUCAAGUUGAAAAUGCCGGGUGGGAACAGUCCAUCCUGGCUGGAAGAGCACUAAUCACUCCUUUCUUUCCUUUUCACACCUUUAGUGGCUCAGUUUGUCAGAGUUUUGACAGGAAAUGUCAAAUUCUUGAAACUACAGGAACCUACAGGAACCUCCCUCCUCCCUCCAACUCCACUAUUAACUACCUUUCAAACUUUCAAAACUGUAAAUCUUUUAAAGAAAUCCAAGAAGAAAAAACUCCCACAAUCUGUUUUUACUCUCGCUGUUACUACUAAUCAUUCUUUUCAUCUCUGCAGUUGUUUCAAAGCAUAGGAAAUGAUGCACUUUUAUACUGUUCGAGAAGUCAGUUGAACAGAUGCUGCAGUAAACACAUUUGGAAACUGUAUAUGGCCUUUUUGUACUCCAGCAUAUGAAUGUUGUAUCCAAGCACGGAAGACAUGUUGGCUCUGUAAGGAGAAACUAUGGGGGAUCAAAAACGACUGCCAGUUUUUCACCUUGUUUACAUUGCUGUUAUCAGCUGAUUGAAAUUGAGGUGAAUUUUGCUUUAUGAAAUUCUCAUCACAAAGCGACAGAAGGCAACUUCUAACAUUCAAUAUAAUUCUUUCGUGAUUUGAUUUUUACAGCUGUGGUGAUAAGAGGGGCCAGUUGUUUCCCUAGGUUGACUACUCUGGGCAGCAUGUGGGAUUGGGGUGCGCUUGCUGAGACAAACUUGGGAGAGACGCAGUAGUCAGACAUUUCUCCAUUCUCUGUUUAAGAGAAGCUGAGAUUGACACUAAAAUGAGAAUAGCUGGUCCACCUUAAAGGUCAGUCCACAUUAAGUGAGCCUCAUCAGGUCAGGCUAAUCCAUUAUCGUUAACUUUGGUUGCUAUAACCCCCUUCACUUCUCCAGCAGUUGGGGAAACAAGAGUCGAGACUUUUAUGGGUCUUGAGAAGCUGCAGCAUGUAUUAACAGACACUGCAACCUGUACUGUACAUUUACUUACUGCUAAUAUUUUCCUCUGCUCCGCCCACAUUCAUCAUCACUUUUCAAGCUACUCACUCAACAACACGCUCGCUACGCACACAUAUUACGCACUGCCCUAAAGGAGCUAUGCUACUCCUUUCACGUAGAUGUCCUUUGAAGAAUGAGGAGAGGGAGGAUUUGGAGCACUUGUUGAUGACUCAAAACUAUUCAACGAUAACGUAUGUUGUAUAUAACAGUGUUAUCGUGCUUGCACAGUGUGUGAGUGAAAAUCAUUAGUAGCUCAUUGAUAUUAAUGAUCAUGUGAAAUUUUAGCAGUGGCACUAAGAAUGAAUAUAGGGGAAACUGUACAUUGAUUUUUUUGAUUGUGGAAAUGCAAAUUGCUUGCUUUUACCAGCAACCUCUUAUUUGAGAAGUCAUAUUGAAUUGACUUUUUUUUUCUUUUUUCUUUUGCUGAGACGUAGAUGAGAAGGUCGAUACCACUCUCAUGUCUGUCGUUCUAUUCAUCUCAGUAUAAAGACCGCAAACAGAAGGAAACAGUUAGCCUGCCUCUGUCCAAAGCUAACAAAAUCAACACACUAGCACCUGUAAAACUCAUUUAUUAACUUCAUAUUUUGUUUAUUUAAUCUGUACAGCAACCAAAGUGUAAAAAUAACAAUAUUUGUGUGUGGUUUUAAAGGAGAUGUAUGUGCUUUUGGACAGAGGUGGACGAGCCAUUUCCCCUUGAUUUCAGUCUUCAUGCUAAGCUAAUUAGCUUCUGGCUUCAGCUUCAAAUUGAACAAUCAGAUGUCAGAGUGGUAUCAGUUUUCUCAUCAAACUCAGGGCAAGAAAUGUAAUAAUAUAUCCCAAAAUGUCACAACUAUUCAGUUCAAUAGAUGUCUAAAAAUCAUAUUGAUUGCUGUUCACAACAAAUUCCACAGGCUGAGAUGUGAUUAUGUUGACAUGAUGCUACUUUUAAUCAAUAUUAGCCUCAAUUUUUUCUACCUUAGUCUACAUUCAUGGCACAUGACUGAACAGGCCAAAGCGUUGAUUCUCUUGAAUUCCCGAGAAAAUGAAGGACCAGCCUUAUUUAACUAUAUGUGCCUUGAUUUAUUAAAUUAAUUAUUAUCUUCCCCUCAGUGCUACCUGGCUUUUUAUAGAAAACAGGCGCUCUCACUACCACUUUCUUUUUGGGAUCAAACUCUUGAAUGAAGAGAACGGACCAAACACACACUCACACACACUCAGAGAAGAAGUACAGUUACAGUCUGUACGAUGUAAAAACACUCCACACAACACCACAAAUGAAAUCUCGAGUAAUUUCAGAGUCUGUUUGAAGACGUGCUGUUCUCAAAGAUAUUUAUCCAUAAUUGCACAUAAGCACAAUUAUGCAUUUGAAACUAAUUACAAAAAACUUGUAAGAACUGUAUGAUAUGUAAGGUGUAAAACCAAAAUGCGAUUAACUUGACUUUUUUUUUUUUCUUUUUGUAAAUUUGAAAGACCAGCAUCCUCUGCCUGAGCUGCUAACAGUUUCUUUAAUUGAGCUAUAUAAAAGUAUAUUUUUCAAAGAGGACAUACUGGAUACUAGUUUUUAGAACCAGCUGUCAUGCCCUCAGUUUGUUAAUCUGUACUUUUCCUAUGGCUUAUAGCAGUGUGAGAGUGUGAAUCUUGUACAACAAUCUAUUGUUUUCUUGAAAUAGAUGGAUAUAUAUUUGUAAUUUUCUCUAUUUUACCCUGUAGUUUAUGACCAAUGCUGCCGUUUGGCUUUGUUUUUCCUGAAGACCUAAAGAAUCAUAUGCUAGUACCAACAUGUACUAGUGCAUCUAUACCUUUUGUAAUAAUGAAACAUUAACAAAAUGUUGAAUUGAAAAGGAUUACGAAUGUUGUGUAACUUCUUUGGGAAAAAUAAACGUUUCUUUUCUUUAA